GCUUUUUUCAGUCCGUGCGGUGUCGCUGACCGAGAAGCAUGCCGUCGGCGCGAUUUUAGUGCUUUCACACGUGUUUUAGACUUCGGGAGGCGUUCGCACCAGGUUCGUUUUUUCUCCAAUACUUGUGUUAUUUGUUUCCCAUCAGUGUAAAUGGUUUCAUUUGAUUGAUCACUCGUGCUAGAAUAUAGUUUGUUUUUGAAGAGCAGGAACAGCUGGUCAAGAUGGAGUUCGCCAUGCAUAUCUAUGGAUUCAUAUUGAAAGUUUUAUCGUUUAUGAUCACUCCGAUCUUGGCCGUGAGAGCGUUUUUCGUCCAUCAGAAACCACUGCCUCCCAUCAAGAGCGAGUACAUCAAAUGUAGUGCCUCCGAGCUCGCCAGAAAAAUACGGAAACAAGAGGUCACUUGCGAGCGUAUAGUUCGCGCGUUCAUCGUGCGCUGCCGCGAGGUGAACCCUGUGCUGAACGCCAUCUCGGAGAACCGGUUCUGCAACGCCAUCGACGAGGCCCACACCAUUGACCAAAUGAUCGACUCCGGCGUCAAAACCGAGGAGGAACUCGAGAGGGAUACCCCCCUUCUCGGAGUCCCUUUCACCGUCAAAGAAAGCUGCGGACUCAAAGGUAUGAGGUUCAGUGUGGGAUGCACUCUACGAGACGGCAUGAAAGCCAUGGAGAACGGUGCGGCGGUGGAAAAGCUCGUCAAAGCUGGCGCUAUACCGAUAUUAGUCUCCAAUACUCCAGAAUUAUGCUGUUCCAUCGAGACUUAUAAUUUCAUCACCGGAAGGACGAACAAUCCGUACAAUAGAUUCCGUACAUCUGGAGGAUCUUCCGGAGGAGAGGCAGCUCUCCUGGGUUCUGGAGCAUCAGUUAUUGGAAUCGGAUCAGAUAUGGGUGGCUCUAUCAGGGUUCCUGCAAUGUUCAACGGAGUCUACGGGCAUAAACCAACACCUGGCAUUAUUGACUUGACUGGCCAUUUCCCUCUCGACCCAAGCCCGGAUUUCCAAAAAGUUUUAUGUAUUGGUCCGAUGACGCGAUACGCCGAAGAUCUAACACCAAUGUUCAAAAUAUUAGCCGGUGAUAAAGCGUCGUCGUUAAACCUCGAUCACAAGGUUCCAGUUAACAAUUUAAAUGUGUUCUACUUAGAUAAUUGUGGAUACCCACUCGGGAAUAACCAACCGACACGAGAAAUUAAGAAGAAAAUUCAUCAAGCAGUGAACCACUUUAAAAGUAAAAGCUGUAAAUGCGAAAAGGCAGAUCUUCCAGAGUGGGACGAUUCGACCGAAAUCAGUUUGGCUAGUUUCUUUGGGUCGAUACUGAAAUCCGUCAAUAAAACUCUCAACAACAUGUCAAUAAAGUUUUCCUUGCCUCACGAAGCCGUUAAAUUCAUCCUCGGAGCACCAACGUUCACGCUCGCGACGAUCCAUUUCACGGCGCUUCUCACAUUCAAAGCCUUCAUACCCAAGAAACGGAGGGAAAUGUACGUUGCAGAGGCUGAAACACUCAAGAAAAAACUCACCAAUCUAUUGAAAGACAAUGGUGUCCUCCUGUGCCCAACCAGUGCUCAACCAGCAUUUUACCAUGGACUUUUCCCACUGAAGCAAACACUCACGUGUCAAGCCUUCCUUUUCAAUAUUCUUCAUUUACCAGCGACCAACGUGCCUUUAGGACUUAACUCGCAGGGUCUUCCAAUCGGUCUCCAGGUUGUGGCAGGUCCAGGCCAAGACAAACUGUGUUUCCAAGUGGCAGAGGAGCUGGAGGCUGCGUUCGGUGGAUGGGUUCCUCCGCCAAGUUCUUAUUAGACUCUGAACGAGGAUCUAAAGCAUUGUAUACUAAAAAUACUCAAAAGUAAGGCGUCCUCAGGGCGUUUCACGAGACAGCAGAAGACAGUUCUAUCUACCGAUCAUCUGCUCUAUAGACAAAUAUGAGAACCUUGUGCAGCACC
Messenger RNA from Bemisia tabaci, 1936 nucleotides. Lineage: Eukaryota; Metazoa; Arthropoda; Insecta; Hemiptera; Aleyrodidae. The record is from RefSeq and is a predicted model, not a curated record.